AUGGCACCCAAAGCACUCUUCAACCUUCUCCUCUUCUUGCUUGUGAUCACAGGCGGAAGUUCAGUGCAGUAUUUCUACUACCUGAAUCAAUGCCCUUACACAGUGUGGCUUGCUGCAAGCCCCGGUAUUGGCGAUUUGAUGCCGGAAAGGCCACCUUACACUCUGUACAUCUUCCCCACACCAGAUCAGUGGAACGGCAGCAUUUGGGCCCGGACCAAGUGCUCCACUGAUGCUUCACUGCAUUUCUCGUGCGAAACCGGAGAUUGCGGGUCCGGCACAAUCGAUUGCCAAUCUCCACCUCCCAAAUACCCUGUCACCCUACUCAAUUUCGGCAUCGACCAAUCAGUGGUCUCCUACGAAGUAAGCUUGAACCACGGAUACAAUGAUGUCCCGGUUCGGAUCGAACCGAUUGGUGGGACUCUAGAGGGGCGCUCUGACAAAUGCCCCACGGUUGACUGCAUCCAGGAUCUUAGCAACGUGUGUCCGUCUACGUUGGUGGCCAAGAACAAGGACGGUUGGGCCGUGGGGUGCUUUAGCCCAUGUGAUGCAUUCAAGGAUCCCCAAUUCUGUUGCACCGGAAACUUCAGUGGGCAGGCAUGCCAGCCCAAUGAAUACUCCAAGCGUUUUAAGGAACUGUGCGGCCUGGCCCACACUUACCCAGCUGAUAAAACCCCUGAAAUUUAUCGCUGCAAAGAUGCUGCUUCCUACAAUAUAACCUUUUGUCCUUGA
Messenger RNA from Vitis riparia (riverbank grape), 729 nucleotides. Its product is annotated as thaumatin-like protein 1b. Gene Ontology annotation, cellular component: extracellular region. The transcript is spliced from 2 exons. The coding region runs from base 1 to 729 and encodes 242 amino acids. Lineage: Eukaryota; Viridiplantae; Streptophyta; Magnoliopsida; Vitales; Vitaceae. The record is from RefSeq and is a predicted model, not a curated record. Gene Ontology annotation, biological process: defense response.